Triticum turgidum subsp. durum (durum wheat) is the source of this 1236-nucleotide messenger RNA. Lineage: Eukaryota; Viridiplantae; Streptophyta; Magnoliopsida; Poales; Poaceae. The record is from the annotation of a GenBank genome assembly.
AUGGCGGCGGCGGCGGACUUCACGCAGAGCAAGCAGGCCAUGUCGUACGCGCUCUGCAAGCACCUGAACCUCGAUCCAAAGAGCAUAUCCAGUACACUUAUCAAGGAGAAUGAUAUUGCGAGCCUAUUCUCACAUAUCGUGACCUCACCGCAGGAUGAGGUCAAGAAGUGGGUUGAGUUCUCCAGCAAUUUUGUUCUAAGUGAUGGAGAACAGCAUGCGUUACUUGGUAAUUUGAAUCAACAUUUGUCCCAGAUGUCGGUACUAUUAGCAGGUUUCAAACCAUCAGCGGCGGACAUUAUUGUGUUUGCAACCGUGCAUGUUUUCAUGUGUCAUCUUAGUGACAGUGAGUCGCAGAAAUAUCCAAAUAUAUUGCGGUGGAUGGACUACAUUCAGAAUGUAGUUGAUUUUGGUAUGACGCUGCAAAAGAUAAACUUGACCAAAUCUAUCUUCAACCCACCUGCAUCUGCACCUUCUCACCCAAAGAAAGCUGAUAAAGGAGAUGGUGAACCAAAUUCCAAGAAAGCUGUUUCAGGACAGAAGAUUGCGGAUAAGUCAGAUGGAGCUGCUGAUUCCAAAAAGGCUGCAGGGGAGAAUAAGGUUCCUGGGGAUAAGGCAAAUCCUACUUCUGCCAAAAACAACAAACCUUCUGGGGAUAAAAAGAAAGUCCAAGAGAAGACUGCCGGCAAAACAACAGAGGCAGCUGCAGAGAAAGCUCCACAGAAAAGUGCAGAAAAGGAUUCUGAGUGCAGUGUUAGUAUCCUGAAUAUACAGGUCGGCGUUAUUCGCAAAGCAUGGAAACACCCAUCAGCUGACAGUCUUCUGGUGGAGGAGAUAGAUUUGGGAGAUGGCAAUGUGCGUCAAGUUGUUAGUGGUCUUGCGAAGUUCUUCAGCCCAGAUGAACUUGUUAAUCGCCAUGUUGUCUUGAUCACAAAUGUGAAGCCUGGGAAGCUGCGGGAUGUAAUGUCUGCUGGAUUGGUCUUGUGUGCUUCAAAUAAAGAUCAUACAGUUGUGGAGCCUUUGAUUCCUCCGGAAGGAGCCAAGCUUGGAGAACGCAUUUGUUUUGCUGGGUUUGAUGGGAAGCCGGAAGAUGUUCUAAACCCAAAGAAGAAACAGUUGGACAAGAUAACACCGCAUCUCCGUACCGACGAGAAUGGAAUUGCAACGUUCCGAGGGGUACCAUUCACUACAUCAGCUGGUCCGUGUAGAUCCUCAGUUCCGAAUGCGGAUGUUAAGUGA